Molecule: messenger RNA, 1359 nt
Organism: Metarhizium brunneum ARSEF 3297
Lineage: Eukaryota; Fungi; Ascomycota; Sordariomycetes; Hypocreales; Clavicipitaceae
Cellular component (GO): cytosol
Molecular function (GO): pyridoxal phosphate binding; transaminase activity
Source: RefSeq, a predicted model, not a curated record
AUGACUGACCAGACCAAAUCCUCCAAAGUCCUCCAUCGCCUGCUCCUUCACCGCCCUGAAACAGUCACCUCUGCCUCCGGAAGCUACUACACUCUCUCCACCGGGCAGCGCAUACUCGACGGCUGCACCGGUGCCGCCGUGGCCGUCAUAGGCCAUGGCGACCCGGAUGUAAAAGCCGCCGUCGUGGAACAAAUGUCCCAAGUCGCCUACGCCCACACCCUGGCAUUCACUACAAACAGUGCAGAGGAGCUUGCCGGCACCUUGCUGGACGGCAACCCCCAUGGCCUGUGCAGGGCGUACUUUGUCGGGUCCGGAAGCGAAGCCAUGGAUGCCGCCAUGAAGCUCGCGAGGCAGUACUGGGUCGAGGCUGGGCAGCCUCAACGCAGACGCUUCGUCGCCAGGAGGCAGGCGUACCACGGGAGCACCAUCGGCUCCAUGAGCGUCGGCAGCCACGUGGCCAGGCAGAAACCCUACAAGGACGCCCUCCUCCUCGACAACGUCAGCUACGUCAGUCCCACGUACGCGUACCGCUUCCAGAAGCAAGGCGAGCCGGAAGAGGCAUACGCGCAGCGCCUGGUGGACGAGCUGGACGCCGAGUUCCGGGCCGUCGGGCCGGAGACCGUCAUGGCCUUUAUAGCCGAGCCCGUGGGCGGCGCGACAGUAGGCUGCAUUACUCCCCCCCGGGGGUACUUUGAGGGCGUCCGCCGGGUGUGCGACAAGUACGACAUCCUCCUGAUUCUGGACGAAGUCAUGUGCGGCUCCGGCCGGACAGGCACGUACUUUGCCUUUGCCCAGGAAGGGGACGUCCGUCCGGACCUGGUCACCCUGGGCAAAGGCCUGGGCGGCGGAUACACACCCAUCGCCGGAGUCCUCGCUCACCAACGAGUCAUCGACGUCCUGGCCGCGGGGUCGGGCGCCUUUGUCCACGGACACACGUAUCAAGCUCACCCCGUCUGCUGCGCCGCCGCUCUCGCCGUGCAAAAAGUAUUAAGGAGGGAUGAUCUGGUGGCCCGUUGUGCUGAAAAGGGCAAAUGGCUGGAACAGGAGCUGCGGACAAGAUUCGAGCCCAGGAGAUACGUCGGUGACAUCCGCGGCAGAGGUCUAUUCUGGGCCUUGGAGUUCGUCAAGGACAAGGAGACCAAGGAGCCGUUGGCGCCGGAUCUUCACUUUGCGAGUGAGAUGAGGGACCAGGCGCACAGGUUGGGCUUGGCCAUCUAUCCGGGGGCGGGGGCGGCGGACGGACAUGCCGGGGACCAUGUUAUCUUGGCGCCGCCGCUGAAUGUGAGCCAGGAAGACUUAGAGAUCCUGGUUGACUUGUUAGAGAAGGCGUACGAUGUUGUCGAGUCGAGGGUUUCCUAG